This is a messenger RNA of Arctia plantaginis, 246 nucleotides long. NCBI's taxonomy places the organism in Eukaryota, Metazoa, Arthropoda, Insecta, Lepidoptera, Erebidae. The record is from the annotation of a GenBank genome assembly.
AUGAGUCUUGAAAUAGAAUCGAUGGUUCGCUACACAUCUCCGAUCAACCCGGCAGUUUUUCCACACCUCACACUUUUGUUACUCGGCAUCGGCAUAUUUUUUACGGCUUGGUUCUUUGUUUAUGAAGUCACAAGCACGAAACUAUCAAGGGAUUUGUUCAAGGAACUGCUACUGUCGCUGGUCGCCGCGCUUUUUUCAGGAUUUGGGAUCUUAUUUUUAUUACUGUGGGUGGGCAUCUAUGUCUGA